AUGGCUGUCGGACCGCCUUGUCCAGCCAAUUGGAGGACAAGCGGCCUUUGCUGGAUGACCAUCAGCAAUGACAAACCGUCCUCAAUCGCCACCAACACCACCCUCCUUCGUCUUUCUGCUGCCAUCCAACGUCAAAACGCGAACAUAAGAAGCCCUGCCAUGAGUCACAAACCUGCCGUGUGCCAUCAUCUCUCACACGCCUGCGCCCGCUUCUGCCCCUCUCCUUCACCCGCACCUGCACCUUCACCUUCCCACUCGUCCUUGCCUGCCCACUCACCCACACUCGCUCACUCACCUACCCCACCACUGCAUCCCGCCCAUGAAACCACCUCACACCGCCUACGACACCGCUCACCUGACCUUCUGCUGCCCCUCCAGCUCUUGCCUAGCACCACACCUCCGCCCGCCUAUGCCCUCCCUUGUCUCCUGCCUUCCAUGCUUGGAGCAAUGGCAUCUCAUAGAUGUCGUGCUCAGGAGGAUGGGGACAAGUGGAUGAUGUCGAUGACUGCGUGA
Cyclocybe aegerita is the source of this 513-nucleotide messenger RNA. The record is from the annotation of a GenBank genome assembly. Lineage: Eukaryota; Fungi; Basidiomycota; Agaricomycetes; Agaricales; Hemipholiotaceae.